CCGGGCGCUGGCGGGUUAAGGGGCGGGGCCGGCAACGCCCAGCCCCCGCUCCCGGGCCGCCCCUCCGCCGGCCCGGCAGCUAGAGCGGCGCCGCCAUGGAGGCUACCGGGGUGCUGCCGUUCGUGCGUGGCGUGGACCUCAGCGGCAACGACUUCAAGGGUGGCUACUUCCCUGAGAAUGUCAAAGCCAUGACCAGCCUGCGAUGGCUAAAACUGAACCGUACAGGCCUCUGCUACCUGCCGGAAGAGCUGGCUGCCCUGCAGAAGCUGGAGCACUUGUCUGUGAGCCACAACAACCUGACCACACUUCACGGAGAGCUGUCCAGCCUGCCUUCGCUUCGGGCCAUUGUAGCUCGAGCCAAUAGCCUGAAGAAUUCCGGAGUCCCUGAUGACAUCUUCAAGCUGGAUGACCUCUCUGUCCUGGACUUGAGCUACAAUCAGCUGACAGAGUGCCCACGGGAGUUGGAGAAUGCCAAGAACAUGCUGGUGCUGAACCUUAGCCAUAACAGCAUUGACAGCAUCCCCAACCAGCUGUUCAUCAACCUCACCGACCUGCUGUACUUGGACCUCAGUGAGAACCGCCUGGAGAGUUUACCACCGCAGAUGCGCCGCCUUGUGCACCUGCAGACGCUGGUGCUCAGCGGGAACCCACUGCUGCAUGCACAGCUCCGGCAGCUUCCAGCCAUGACAGCCUUGCAGACCCUACAUCUGCGGAACACACAGCGCACCCAAAGCAAUCUCCCCACCAGCCUGGAGGGCCUGAACAACCUUGCAGAUGUGGACCUGUCAUGCAAUGACCUGACACGGGUGCCCGAGUGCCUGUACACUCUCCCCAGCCUUCGUCGCCUCAACCUUAGCAGCAACCAGAUCAUGGAGCUGUCCCUGUGCAUCGACCAGUGGGUUCAUGUGGAGACACUGAACCUCUCCCGCAACCAGCUCACCUCACUGCCUUCAGCCAUUUGCAAGCUCACCAAGCUGAAGAAGCUGUACCUGAACUCUAACAAGCUGGACUUUGAUGGGCUGCCCUCUGGCAUCGGCAAGCUGACCAGCCUGGAAGAGUUUAUGGCUGCCAACAACAACCUGGAGCUGAUUCCUGAAAGUCUUUGCAGAUGCCCAAAGCUGAGGAAACUUGUCCUGAACAAGAACCGGCUGGUGACCCUCCCGGAGGCCAUCCACUUCCUGACAGAGAUCGAGGUUCUGGAUGUGCGGGAGAAUCCCAGCCUGGUCAUGCCCCCGAAACCUGCUGACCAUGCUGCCGAGUGGUACAACAUCGACUUCUCGCUGCAGAACCAGCUGCGGCUGGCAGGCGCCUCCCCUGCCACAGUGGCUGCAGCGGCAGCAGCUGCAGGGAGUGGGCCCAAGGACCCCUUGGCUCGCAAGAUGCGGCUUCGAAGACGCAAGGACUCAGCCCAGGAUGACCAGGCCAAGCAGGUGUUGAAGGGCAUGUCAGAUGUAGCCCAGGAGAAGAACAAAAAGCAGGAGGAGAUCGUGGACACCCGGGCCUCCGGGGGUAAGGUGCGGCGCUGGGACCAGGGCCUGGAGAAGCCACGCCUUGACUACUCGGAAUUCUUUACAGAAGAUGUGGGCCAGCUGCCAGGCUUGACCAUCUGGCAGAUUGAGAACUUCGUGCCUGUGCUGGUGGAGGAAGCCUUCCACGGCAAGUUCUAUGAGGCCGACUGCUACAUUGUGCUCAAGACCUUUCUGGACGAUAGCGGCUCCCUAACCUGGGAGAUCUACUACUGGAUUGGCGGGGAGGCCACGCUUGACAAGAAAGCCUGCUCUGCCAUUCAUGCUGUCAACCUGCGGAACUACCUGGGUGCUGAGUGCCGCACAGUGCGGGAGGAAAUGGGCGAUGAGAGUGAGGAGUUCCUGCAGGUGUUUGACAACGACAUCUCCUAUAUUGAGGGUGGAACAGCCAGUGGGUUCUACACUGUCGAGGACACACACUACAUCACCAGGAUGUACCGUGUGUAUGGGAAAAAGAACAUUAAGUUGGAGUCUGUGCCCCUCAAGGGGACUUCCCUGGACCCAAGGUUUGUGUUCCUGCUGGACCGAGGCCUGGAUAUCUAUGUGUGGCGGGGGGCUCAAGCCACACUGAGUGGCACCACCAAAGCCAGGCUUUUUGCAGAGAAAAUUAACAAGAAUGAACGAAAGGGGAAGGCAGAGAUCACACUGCUGGUGCAGGGCCAGGAGGCCCCAGAAUUCUGGGAGGCACUAGGUGGGGAACCCUCUGAGAUCAAGAAGCACGUGCCUGACAACUUCUGGCCACCUCAGCCUAAGCUGUACAAGGUGGGCCUGGGCCUGGGCUACUUAGAGCUGCCACAGAUCAACUACAAGCUCUCUGUGGAACAUAAGAAACGGCCCAAGGUGGAGCUGAUGCCAAGGAUGCGGCUGCUGCAGAGCCUGCUGGAUACGCGCUGUGUGUACAUCCUGGACUGUUGGUCAGAUGUGUUCAUCUGGCUGGGCCGCAAGUCCCCGCGCCUGGUGCGCGCUGCUGCCCUCAAACUGGGCCAGGAGCUGUGCGGGAUGCUGCACCGGCCGCGCCAUGCCACCGUCAGCCGCAGUCUUGAGGGUACUGAGGCCCAGGUGUUCAAAGCCAAGUUCAAGAACUGGGAUGACGUGUUGACGGUGGACUACACGCGCAACGCCGAGGCCGUGUUGCAGGGCCAGGGCCUGUCCGGGAAGGUGAAGCGUGACGCCGAGAAAAAAGACCAGAUGAAGGCAGACCUCACUGCACUCUUCCUACCCCGACAGCCCACCACGGCCCUGGCUGAGGCAGAGCAGCUGAUGGAGGAGUGGAACGAGGACCUGGAUGGCAUGGAGGGCUUCGUGCUGGAGGGCAAGAAGUUUGCACGGCUACCGGAGGAGGAGUUUGGCCACUUCUACACGCAGGACUGCUACGUCUUCCUUUGCAGGUACUGGGUUCCCAUAGAGUACGAGGAGGAAAAGAAGGAGGACAAGGAGGAAGGAAAGACUGCAGCAGAGGGCAAAGAGGGCGAGGAGGCACCAGCUGAGGUGGAAGAGAAGCAGCCCGAGGAGGACUUCCAGUGCAUUGUGUACUUCUGGCAGGGCCGGGAGGCCUCCAACAUGGGCUGGCUCACGUUCACCUUCAGUCUGCAGAAGAAGUUUGAGAGCCUCUUCCCUGGCAAGCUGGAGGUGGUGCGGAUGACACAGCAGCAGGAAAACCCCAAAUUCCUGUCCCAUUUCAAGAGGAAGUUCAUCAUCCACCGAGGCAAGAGGAAGGUGGACCAGGGUACCCUCCAGCCAAGCCUCUAUCAGAUCCGCACGAACGGCAGCGCCCUUUGUACCCGGUGCAUCCAGAUCAACACUGACUGCAGCCUUCUCAACUCCGAGUUCUGCUUCAUCCUCAAGGUCCCUUUCGAGAGUGAGGACAACCAGGGCAUUGUGUAUGCCUGGGUGGGCCGGGCAUCAGAUCCAGAUGAAGCCAAGCUGGCAGAAGAUAUCCUCAACACCAUGUUUGAUGUUUCCUACAGCAAACAGGUCAUCAAUGAAGGUGAGGAGCCUGAGAACUUCUUCUGGGUGGGCAUUGGGGCCAAGAAGCCCUAUGACGAUGAUGCUGAGUACAUGAAGUACACAAGACUCUUCCGGUGCUCCAAUGAGAAGGGGUACUUUGCAGUCACUGAGAAAUGCUCUGACUUUUGCCAAGAUGACUUGGCAGAUGAUGAUAUCAUGUUGUUGGACAAUGGCCAAGAGGUCUACAUGUGGGUUGGGACCCAGACGAGCCAGGUGGAGAUCAAACUGAGUCUGAAGGCCUGCCAGGUGUAUAUCCAGCACAUGCGCUCCAAAGAGCAUGAGCGACCACGACGCCUGCGCCUGGUCCGCAAGGGUAAUGAGCAACAUGCUUUCACUCGCUGCUUCCAUGCCUGGAGCAACUUCCGCCAGGCUCCGGCCUAGACCAUGCAUGUGGCCUGGGCCAGGGGCCUCCUGACCACUGAGAGUGUACCCAGGUGAUAGCCCCUGCCCUGGCCACUUGCCACAGCCCUAGCCCUAGCAGCACUAAUGGGGGUCUGGAAAACCAGCCUCCCCCACAGGAAGCACACAUAUGAAACCCCCUCCUCGGGACAAAGCAGAUGUGAUUGCCCUUUAAGAGAUAUUAAAUGCUUUUAUUUUCAAUAUUAAAAA
Molecule: messenger RNA, 4142 nt
Organism: Cavia porcellus (domestic guinea pig)
Lineage: Eukaryota; Metazoa; Chordata; Mammalia; Rodentia; Caviidae
Gene: Flii
Product: FLII actin remodeling protein
Exons: 30
Coding region: 96-3914 (1272 amino acids)
Biological process (GO): actin polymerization or depolymerization; myofibril assembly; barbed-end actin filament capping
Cellular component (GO): cytoplasm; actin cytoskeleton; nucleus
Molecular function (GO): phosphatidylinositol-4,5-bisphosphate binding; actin filament binding
Source: RefSeq, a predicted model, not a curated record